This is a messenger RNA of Lachancea sp. 'fantastica', 2556 nucleotides long. The record is from the annotation of a GenBank genome assembly. Lineage: Eukaryota; Fungi; Ascomycota; Saccharomycetes; Saccharomycetales; Saccharomycetaceae.
AUGGAUCGCCGGAGAAGAAGACCAGAAGAUGAUGAUAGCAGUGACGACGAACACGCGGUACCGCCUUCGUCACCCCAGGCUCCCUUAGUAGGAAGAUCCUCGCCUUUGGGCUCCCCAGAAGAGAUUGAUUUCGAAAAUCCAGAUGGAGAAGAGGUGGAUCAAAACCAAGAUCUAGACGAGAUAGAAGAGCAAUUAGAUGAGGAAGACUUGAUGGGUGAUGACAUGUAUCAGGAUUAUGGGUCUGACGCGAGACGGGACGUUUACGAAGACGCUGGAGUGGAUGAUCGGGAUCAAAGCGAGUUGGAUAUUUCUGCUAGACGGAGAAUCGACGCACAACUGAACGAAAGAGACCGACUUCUGCGAAAUGAAGCGUACAUGGACGACGACGAAGACAUGGACAAUGCGAACCUCGAUGAAAUGGGAAUGCCCAUCCAAAGACGUCGCAGAAGGCGACAAUACGAAGAUGACGACGAUCUACUUUCGGAUAUAGACAUAGAUCCGUUGGCAGAAGAACUUACACUUGAAUCGCUAAGUGACGUGAAGGCAUCGAGCUAUACCGAAUGGAUCACUCAACCGAAUGUGGCACGAACCAUUGCUCGUGAAUUAAAAUCUUUUCUGCUGGAAUACACCGAUGAAUCCGGAAGAUCUGUAUAUGGUGCUAGAAUCAGAACUCUUGGUGAAGUCAACUCGGAGUCUUUGGAAGUCAAUUAUCGGCACCUGGCAGAAUCCAAAGCCAUUUUAGCGCUGUUUUUGGCCAAAUGCCCUGAAGAGAUGCUUAAAAUCUUCGAUGUGGUGGCGAUGGACGCUAUUCAAUUGCAUUAUCCAGAUUACGCAAGAAUUCAUGCCGAGAUUCACGUUCGAAUUUCUGAUUUCCCAACAGUAUUAAACUUGCGAGACCUGAGAGAAGCCAAUCUCAAUUCUUUGGUGCGCGUAAGCGGUGUUGUUACGAGAAGAACAGGUGUGUUCCCUCAAUUGAAAUACGUUAAGUUCAAUUGCUUGAAAUGUGGUGCAGUUUUGGGUCCUUACUUUCAAGACUCUAACGAGGAAAUAAAAAUCUCGUUUUGCACAAACUGCAGGUCGCGCGGACCUUUUAGGACAAAUGUUGAAAAGACCUUGUACAGAAAUUACCAGCGCAUAACUUUGCAGGAGGCUCCUGGUACAGUACCGGCGGGAAGACUACCAAGACAUCGCGAAGUCAUAUUAUUAUGGGACCUUGUGGAUAUUGCCAAACCAGGUGGGGAAGUCGAGGUCACUGGUGUUUACAAAAACACCUAUGAUGGUAACCUCAAUGCGAGAAAUGGAUUCCCAGUGUUUGCCACUGUUAUCGAAGCAAAUUCUGUCAAGAGAAAGGAAGGUGGACAAAGGUAUGGUGAUGACGAGGAAGGACUGGACGUCUUUGGCUGGACCGAAGAAGAGGAGCGAGAAUUCAGACGCAUCUCCAGUGACCGUGGGGUGGUGGAUAAAAUCAUAUCCUCAAUGGCACCUUCAAUUUACGGACACAAAGAUAUCAAGACCGCUGUGGCAUGCUCAUUAUUCGCUGGUGUUCCAAAAAAUGUUAAUGGUAAGCACUCAAUUCGUGGUGAUAUCAACGUGUUGCUUCUGGGUGACCCUGGUACUGCCAAAUCGCAGAUUCUGAAGUACGUCGAGAAAACGGCACAUAGGGCCGUCUUUGCAACCGGUCAAGGUGCAUCGGCAGUUGGUUUGACAGCAUCGGUGCGCAAAGACCCCAUCACAAAAGAAUGGACUCUGGAGGGUGGUGCUCUUGUGCUUGCGGAUAAAGGUGUGUGUUUGAUAGAUGAGUUCGAUAAAAUGAACGACCAGGACAGAACUUCCAUUCACGAAGCUAUGGAACAACAGAACAUAUCCAUUUCGAAAGCAGGUAUUGUAACGACGUUACAGGCGCGGUGUGCUAUUAUUGCGGCUGCUAAUCCGAACGGAGGUCGUUACAAUUCAUCUUUACCUCUAGCACAGAAUGUCGACUUAACUGAACCAAUUUUGUCUCGUUUCGACAUCCUGUGCGUUGUGAGAGACUUAGUCGAUGAGGAAAAAGACGAGAGGUUGGCCCGUUUUGUGGUGGAUUCCCAUGUCAGGUCUCAUCCUCUAGAUGAAAACUUCAACGGUGAGGAUGAGGGAGGGAUGGAUGGUGGUGAAGAACCUGUUUCCGCAAGACAAAGACGUUUACAGAGGGAAAGAAAGCGAGAGGGAGAAAUUUCUCCUAUUCCACAGGAAACCUUGAUGAAGUAUAUCCACUAUGCAAGAACCAAAGUCUUUCCCAAGCUACAUCAGAUGGACAUGGACAAAGUCAGCAGAGUUUAUGCGGAUCUUAGACGUGAAAGUAUAACAACGGGAUCAUUCCCUAUUACUGUGCGUCACUUAGAGUCCAUUCUUAGGAUAGCGGAAUCUUUUGCCAAGAUGAGACUUUCUGAGUUUGUAUCAUCUUGGGAUCUUGAUAGAGCUAUUAAGGUGACUGUGGACAGCUUCGUUGGUGCUCAAAAAAUCAGUGUCCGCAGACAGUUACAAAGGUCGUUUGCCAUUUACACUCUCGGCCAGAACUAA